AUGACAAACGUUGUAAAUGUAAACGCAUUCGCCUUUUCUAGACGCAACAGGAGCUCAUUGUUGAUCGUUUUGCUCGUAUUUUUAUAUUCGAACGUCAUUCCUGUAACGACACACAAUUCGGCCCUUAUUGUACACGAAAGGAAAUUGCAAAGACUAUUAAGCAAAGCCGACGCAAAUGAAGUUAGUCCCUUUAAAAGUACACUUCAUGGAGAUACAAAUGAAGAUAAAAAUGUGUUAGAAUCAGUUGGGAAAUUGCCCAAGGUGUGCAACGUGGAAGAUGUCAAUGUGUAUGUAAACGAAGAAACAGAACUAAAUAAGGUGCACGGAUCAGGUAUUGUUCGACUAAGUCUGAAAGAUGCGUUCAUUGGAAGUUAUAAUUAUUUUAAGCAGUUGAAAAAAGGUUAUUAUAAAAUGAUGGAGUCCUCAAGAAAGUGGUUUUAUAAAAGUGUCGUACAAUGUAGAAUACCUGAUGAUGUGAUGGAACAUCUUUGGGAGGAAUACGAGACAGGACUAAUUGAGGAUUUGAAUGAGAUGGAAGAAUUUUGCGUCGAAAGCAUUUUUGAUUUUGCAGGAAAUGGAAGGAUUGGAAAAAUCACCAAAGACGAAUAUGAUCAGUUUAAUAAGAACAUGAAGGAUAUUUGUAAACGUUUCACCAAACUCACUGAAAAAAAAUGGAAAGGCUUAAUGAGUGAUAAGAUGAAGAUUAUUAAAAAAGAGAUGAAUACACAAAAAAAGGGAAAGUACAAUUAUGGGUAUGAUGACGUAGUGGAACAAUUUUACUUAGAUGAAAUUAUGAACCCAAUACAGGAUGAAACGACGGAAGAGGGAGGAGAAGAUGAUGAUGAGGAUUUAUUAAAGAAACAGGCAACCGUGUUACAGCAAAUUGAGGAGUUAUGCGAACUGUGCGAAGAGGAAGGGGAGCUAAUGGAUGAGGAAGAGGACGAAUUCAAAGUUGAUUUUGAGCAAAUUGAUGUGGAGGAACAAAUAGAAACGGGACGUAAGCAAAGGGAGAAGGAACGGAACAGAAGAGAAAAGGAAGCUAAAUCGUAUCGCAGGGAGAAGAGGACAAACGUAAAGGAAUCGAACCCAAGUGUAAAGAAGUCAAGGUUCAAUGAAAACAGAUCCCAUGGAAGGGACACCAAGCGAAGCAGUAUGAGAAGGAGAUGA
Molecule: messenger RNA, 1167 nt
Organism: Plasmodium fragile
Lineage: Eukaryota; Apicomplexa; Aconoidasida; Haemosporida; Plasmodiidae
Exons: 2
Coding region: 1-1167 (388 amino acids)
Source: RefSeq, a predicted model, not a curated record